GUAUGUCAGCGCGUAUGACUAGUAGGUUCACCAGACGAACCAAUUGGAUCGUUUUGGGAAUCAAACCAAACUCCUUUAGGGUUGGCCACGUUGAGCGAGUUGUGGAUUCCCAUCUCCCCUCGUGUGCUGUCUUAGGCUGGCGGUGUCUCAAUACUACGCGGCACAAGACUAGUUGUAGGACUAGUGCAGUGGCCAUCGACGUAACCUGUCCCUUUCUUUCUCGUCAUUAACCCUCCACUCUGAAGCUUAUCCUAAACCUGAGUAUUGAAUCCGGACCCUUUUACCUCGUGCGAUACCCUUGCUGUUAACCUCUGCCUGUCUUCUCUGCUCAUUUACGACCUCAGCAUUCAGUAGCGAGAACCUCUUGUUCAAAACCUUGAACCUCCACCCCUUCUAGAAUCCAAGAAAUCCUAAAACUAUGUCUUCUCGCCAAAAGAAAUCAAAACAUGCCUCGAACGGCGUCCGACCUGCCAUCGACGGCGUCGACUCAACACCCACAAGUAGCAUCUCAGGUCUUCUACUUGCUGCUGCGGACUCUGUCAUAGAUAGAGACUCCAAUGGCGUGAAAGUGAACAAUGCGAAUGUAACGGAGUUGAAGAAUGCAUGCGACGAUGCUCUCAAGCGCUUCCUAUCACGACCAGAACUCUUCAACCAAAUAUACACCCAUACCGACGUCCGAUUAGCCCUAGGCUGGCUAUCUGUAUUCGUCGCAGGAGCGACGGGUCUUUACGGAUGGAAAGUGGAAUUUGAGAAGAGCAAGCCAGUGGUAUGGGCCGGCGUGAUUCUGUAUGUCGUGCUGACAACCGUACAAACGCUAUAUGCGUACUUCAUCGAGAGGGAUACCGUUUAUGUAGGGAAGCGAAAGACGUUUGAUAAACGCAUUGUCACCGAACGAAUAACUAUCGCCUCCUCGACCGCCCCACCUCCCUCAUUAUCCUCUUCCCCAUCACCCGCUCCUCCCUCCGCCAUCCCAUCACCGUCGACAACUUAUCCCCCUCCCCCAACUAACUGCCCGCAAUAUACGCUCACAAUCUCCUUCCUGCGCUCAACCUCCGGAGGGAAAUCCCUUCUCGGAAAAGGCAAAGCCAAAGUGCAAGCAGGAUACAAUGCGUUCUUUGACGAAAAGGGCGCCAUGGACGUGCAGAGGUUUGAGAGGUGGGUUGGGGAGUGUGUAGGAAGCGUCAUGGAUGGGAAGACUGAGUGAGGUUGUCCGGAAAGGAUGUUGGAUGUUUUCCGACGUAGGGAAUGUGAGCGAGGUCCUCCUUUGGGAGGUGUGCAGCGGAAGUCGUGGGGGGUUGGUAGCGAUACAUGAUUUCUCUAUGUACAGGUAUCCUUGCCGCGUGUCGUGUAUGAUUACGGUAUGGUCGUGGUUUCAACUACAGUAUGUCGAGGUUUCAGCUUUACUUCCCAAAAUUCUGCGGUUUUCUCUGUAUUCUGGUGUCCUACAUCCUGGUUUUGGGCUUAGUCUAUUCUAUUCUUAUGGCAUUUGUGUUGGAGAAUGAUUGAGUGAAGAUAGCG
This is a messenger RNA of Somion occarium, 1518 nucleotides long. Lineage: Eukaryota; Fungi; Basidiomycota; Agaricomycetes; Polyporales; Cerrenaceae. The record is from the annotation of a GenBank genome assembly.